This is a messenger RNA of Dentiscutata heterogama, 135 nucleotides long. The record is from the annotation of a GenBank genome assembly. Lineage: Eukaryota; Fungi; Glomeromycota; Glomeromycetes; Diversisporales; Gigasporaceae.
AUGGAAGAUAUCACAUACUUUGCUACCUCUUAUGAACUAGUACACACUUCUACAGAUACAACUAAGCCCUCUAUAAAUAUUACAAAGGAUACAAACAAAGACACCAACAUCCCUGUAGAAGCAAACACAACUUAA